Molecule: messenger RNA, 928 nt
Organism: Centropristis striata (black sea bass)
Lineage: Eukaryota; Metazoa; Chordata; Actinopteri; Perciformes; Serranidae
Gene: cfap144
Product: cilia and flagella associated protein 144
Exons: 4
Coding region: 53-433 (126 amino acids)
Cellular component (GO): ciliary base
Source: RefSeq, a predicted model, not a curated record
UUGCUCUCAGUGUCACGGCUGAUUGCUUUGGAGGUGGGUUUUUUUGUUAAACAUGGCAGGAAACGAGAAAUUUGAUGUGGUCCAUCAAAACGCGAUUCACGUUGAGACGAUCCGGAAGGAGCAAAGAUACCAGAAACUCCACACGGAGUUUAGCAUCAACCCACACCGGAAACCACAUGUCCUGCCAGACAAGCCCAUGUCCAGGAAACCUUCAGAAGUGAUUGUUGAGAACUCGGACUUCAUGGAGGCCUUCCAUAAGGCUCGCCGGGAACCCACCAAGAAAUAUGCAAUGCCACAGACUGAGAGUCAGGAGUUAGGAUGGGUGUCAGCUCCACUGAUUCCAACAAACCCAUAUGACAGGAGAUUCAACUUCCACCGAUUUAGCACAGACGUCACGAUACACAAAGAAUUAGCCCUGCGUGCAUCAAAUUAGCCCAAGAAAGAAAAAAAUGUAAAUCUUCAACAAGUCAGCAACUUAUGUUCAGAUUUAUUUGUUUAUCAUACAAACACACUGGUGUCAACACAGAAAAUGCCCUUUUGCAUAUCCAUGAUAGAACGCUAUGGAAAACACUUGCAUGGGCAGCAUUUGCACAGGUCUAUACAACGCACACUUGCCCAUCACGGAGUAAUCAUAUUAAUGAACAAUAAAGGGCAAAACUAACAGCUGCUCAAUAUUAUAAAAUGUCAUGUCACAUGGGAGAGAAUCAAUGAGUCAAGGAGCUGAGUUAGAAAAAAAUAAAACAGUACACCAAAUUCUCAAGAGCACACAGUGUAAAUUAGACAGGGAAGAGGCUGUUGUAGACACUGAGGUGCCACAAGCAUGUCAUCAAAUCAGCAUAUGGAAAGACAAUUAUGUCCACAGACAAUAAAACUGGUCUAUGUCAACUAAUAAAGACAAGACACUUUUCUAACAUUCAAAUUUUCUCUC